Conger conger (European conger) is the source of this 3802-nucleotide messenger RNA. RefSeq names its product receptor-interacting serine/threonine-protein kinase 1-like. Gene Ontology annotation, biological process: protein phosphorylation; signal transduction. Gene Ontology annotation, molecular function: JUN kinase kinase kinase activity; ATP binding; protein binding. NCBI's taxonomy places the organism in Eukaryota, Metazoa, Chordata, Actinopteri, Anguilliformes, Congridae. The coding region runs from base 130 to 2136 and encodes 668 amino acids. The record is from RefSeq and is a predicted model, not a curated record. The transcript has 11 exons.
UUUAGUUUACGGCAAUGCCGUUCUGGUACUUUCAGUUUCGACUGGACACGGCUUAUCAGGAAGUCUAAAAGUUUAGUUGGACGGUGUUAUGUAAAAAAAGGUCCGUUGAGGAGGACCUCGUGGACAGCCAUGGCCGCGGAACCACAAUCCAUAUUCAUGAACUCUGCUGACCUCAUCAAGAAGGAGCCCCUGGACUAUGGCGGCUUCGGUGAAGUGUUCCUGUGCUACCACAAGACGCAUGGCCAGGUGGUCCUGAAGACCGUGUACACCGGACCCCCGUGGAAGGAGGGAUAUAAGCAAUCGCUGAUGGAGGAGGGAAACCUGAUGCUCAAGCUAAACCACAAGCGCAUCGUCAAACUGCUGGGGGUGAUUUUGGAAAAUGGGGCGUACUCACUAGUGAUGGAACUCAUACCCAAGGGAAACCUGAUGUCAUUGUUGCAGGAAGUGAAUGUACCACUGUCCAUCAAGGGGAGGAUUAUUCUGGAGAUCCUGGAAGGAAUGGUGUAUUUAACUGAGCAUGACAUCAUACACAAGGACCUCAAACCUGAGAACAUUCUGGUAGACAAGGACUUCCACAUCAAGAUCGCAGACCUGGGUCUGGCCACCUAUCAGAGCUGGAGCCGACUGACCAAAGAGGAGUCCCGGCGGAAGAGCAGGAGAGGGGACCGCAGUAACAUCCGCACGGCGGGGACCCUCUUCUACAUGGCCCCGGAGCACCUGGAGAGCAUCCACACCCGGUCCUCAGAGAAGUCUGACGUCUACAGCUUCGCCAUCGUCGUGUGGGUUAUCCUCACCACCCAGGAGCCGUACGAGAAUGCCCGGAAUGAAGACCAAGUGUGUCAGUGUGUGCGUAACGGCGAUCGGCCGGAUGAAAACGCCAUUCCUCCUGAAACCCCAGAGAAGAUGGCAGAAUUAAUGCGGAAAUGCUGGCGCCAGGACCCCGAGCAGCGGCCCACCUUUGCAGAGAGCUACAAAUACUUCCAGCCCUUCUACAGAGAAGAUUUAGAAAAGAAUGUGGAGAAAGAUUCUGCAGAGCUCAUGGCCAAGUAUGAAGGGCCAGACCACUAUUUGAAAUCUAUGAGAUCCCUCUCCCUGGGCAGGACACAUACAGAUUCACCGACCCCCUUGCGGAGCUCGGACAGUGUGCCCAUCGAGGCCAGCAUCGAGGACCUGGGGGUCUCUGAGGAUUCCCGGGCAGGGUCCCUUCAAACCGAUGCCGGGCCCAUCGCUGACAGCAGCCUGAAGUCCAAACUGGACCAGGAGUUAGGCUAUCACCAGCAUGGCAGCUACAGCCACUCGGAGCUUCAAACUCCGAUGUCCCACCAAAACCCUGCCCCCUAUUCCCCCUAUGCCCACUACGCCGCCCCCCUCUUCAACGCCCCCAUGGAGAGGGGCGUCCCCCGCCUGGAGUCCUCGGUUCAGUCCUGGUCCAAGAAUGACCACGUCCGCCAGGAGCCUGCCCAGCCUUUGGACUCGUACAACACGCUGUCCAGUUCCACUUCUAAGGCCACGCCCAUGAGCCCUGCCCAUGGUGUGGGAAUACCUCCAGUCAGCCCCUUUAUGAUGAACCACCCCUUUUCCCUAUUCCAACGCCUCCACUCCAACCCAGCCAAUCCCACACCAGAGUCAGAGGCUCCUGAUUUCACAGCUGGAAAUAUUUUCAACAUGUCUGCCAAGAUGCGAACACCAGAGGCAGGAAACACGUUCAUACACAGCGCCUGUGGAGUACAAAUUGGUAGCAACAACCGCAUGCAUAUCCGCGGCCAGGACUUUGCGUCAGGCAGUUACCAGCCCAGCAUGACCAGCAAAUGCUUGUACAACGAGCUUCUACAGCAAUACGAGGACUCCCCGGUGACGGAGGAUCACCUGGACCUCCUGAGGGAGAACAUCGCGGCCCAGUGGAAGUGCUGCGCCCGACAGCUGGGCCUCACGGAGACGGAGAUGGAGACCAUCGACCACGACUACAACCGCGACGGGCUGAAGGAGAAGGUGCACCAGAUGCUGGAGAAGUGGAAGAUGAAGGAGGGCUUAGUGGGCUGCACCAUGGGCCGGCUCUGCCAAUCGCUGUAUGGCGCCAUCAAAGUGGACCUGCUCUGCCGGCUGCUUCAACUCUGCCAAAGUGCCACAUCGCCAUAAACCCGCUCCCCCAAAAACUCAUAUCCCCCCGAGAUCCCAAAAGCCAACAUUCCCAUAGACCCACUGUCCAAUUAGCCCAUAACUCCAUAGACCCACUCUCAAAAAACGAAUAUCUGCAUAGAUCCAUUCUCCCAAAAACUCAACAUCCACAGAUCCAAAAAACCCACAUUCCCAUAGAACCACUCCCCCAUAAAUCCACAUCCCCCCAGGUCCCAAGAACCCAUUUUAAGGUUUGACAUUUUUAGGUGUUUUGUCCAUUGCAUCAUUGGAAAUUAUGACAAAUUAACAGUAUAGGAGAUGACCACUGACGUUACUGUCUUUCAUCUGAACUCGGAUCAUUUCCUGCACUGGUGCACUGGUGUCAUUCGGCCACUAGGGGAUGUCUGAAAUGUAUACGUGUUCCUGUUUUAGCAUAAAGGAUGGUACAUGUAGCUUUGAGUGCGCUUUGUGUGAAAAUUCAGUUGGUGAAAUCUCACUGUUUGGCACUCAUUGUUUUUAAUUUUUUUAUUUUUUUUUUAUUUUAAGCAAGGUGGAUUACCAUAAAGUUGGAUUGGAUUACAUACAGUAUCUGCUAACAUGGUGUCAGGCUUGCUUGGCUUGGCUUCAGUUUAGCCUUUAGCAGUAGUGGUAGGAAUGUAGUCCUCUUAACCAGUCCACUGCAGGCCCAGUGCAGCUGUGCUACUGAUACUGUAACCAGCAUCCAACUCUUCACUUCCGCAUUCAGUUGCUGUUCACAUGGUUUGUUCUCCUAAAAUGGGAUCGGAAAGAAGGCCAAUCUGUUUUGGUAUUUCAUACCAGCUCAUUAUCCAAUAUUGCCCCGGUGCCUUGUGAAAACUUAAAUGAUAACAAAAAUGUAUCAAUAAUGUCUGCUCACCAACUCUUUGGAAGCUGACAUUUGGUAUUUCUGUUUUUAAAAAUAAAGUAAAAAUUAAAGGCAUUUAUUUCCUGUUAUUUGCUUUAGUCGGAAAUACUGAACUAUGAAAAGUAUGUUGCUUGACCAUUUUUCAAAAACAUAGUAUGCACUGGUGUACAUUUACUGAAGUAAAUAUCCAAUUGCGUAAACGUAUAGUAUUUAAAAAAUAUGUAUUAACUGUGUAAAUUGCUCUGGACAAGAGUGUCUGCCAAAUGCCUGAAUGCAAUGUAAUAUAAUCCCUGUAGUUUUGUAUUUUUUUUAGUGACUGUUUGCUGUAUCAGUUGUAUAAGUAUCCAAUAAUUGAGAUUUAAAAGGUUGUGUAACCAUAAUCAGGAGAAAAGGAAUUACGGAGGCAAACUGAACUGAAGUGAGAGGCAGUAUCAUAUUAGGAACUGGGUUGUGGUGUUUGAUUGCCAGGUGGGAUGUUGCUAUUGUACCCUUGGGCAAGUUACUUAUUUUGCAAUGCUUUAGUAUAUUUGAAGGGAUAAAUACUAAAGCAUUGCAGAAUAGGCAGCUUGCUCAAUGGUACAAGGGUGCUGAAGUAUAUCCAGCUGUAGAAACGAGUUGGGCCAAAGUUCCUCCACAACGAUGUGAAAGACUGGUAUCGAGUUAUAGGAAGCUAUUGGUUGCUAUUAUUGCUGGUACAACCAGUUAUUAAGUUUAAGGGGCAAAUUGCUUUUUCUAAUGGGUGACAUGGGUGUUUGAUUACUUUUUUAUUUUUUUUAAUUAAAUAAAUGAAAUCAUUUUUGCAAA